Molecule: messenger RNA, 4394 nt
Organism: Portunus trituberculatus (swimming crab)
Lineage: Eukaryota; Metazoa; Arthropoda; Malacostraca; Decapoda; Portunidae
Product: metalloprotease TIKI1-like
Exons: 12
Coding region: 605-2188 (527 amino acids)
Biological process (GO): negative regulation of Wnt signaling pathway
Cellular component (GO): membrane
Molecular function (GO): metalloendopeptidase activity
Source: RefSeq, a predicted model, not a curated record
GCGGUACGGACCCGCGGAGCAGAGCCAAAAGCGAGCGAGUCAGUGUGGCAUGAGCCAGUGGCGAGGGAGGCUGUACUGCUCCACUCCGCUGCAUUUUGUUUGUGAACCCCGUUGGGGGAGGUCUGCCCUUUAACUUUCGGCGUCUCCAAACCUCAUGCGACCUCGUGCCGGUGUUGUUGUUAGGUGAACCACGCGCGUCACGGAGGGGAAAAUGCAUCUAUACUGUCCGAGGUGAAAAAGUUUUCGACAGAAAUAAACUUGGAAGAGUGAGAGAGCGUCUCGUAGAGGGAGUGUUGAACGUGUACCUGUGUGUUUACCCUGACCGUCCUGCCUCGGCCCUCCCGCUCACGCCUCUAGAUAUGACCAGAGUCACCCGAGGGAUUAGUAGCGUGAAGAGUGCGUGUCAGGCGUCGGGCACAAGCUAUGGCCCCACUGUGCCUCCUUGAGAAAAGUACAAAUUAAGAGUAAAGUGGAUUUGAGAAGCAGAAAAAAAAAGUUGAUGGUCACAGCAAGGACGCUGGGAGGCCGAAGGCGUGAAUAUUGCAUCUUGUGAGAGGCGUGCGUGGCGAGGCCGAGAGGCGCGGCGGCCGAGCGACGAGGAAGUAUGAGGGUCCGCGUGUCGCCGUGGCUGCCCUGGUGGACCUUCUGCUGCGUGUGUCUGCUGCAGAGCGGAGUGACAGAGGCCAAGAGACACAGGCGGCCAGACUACUGCGAGGAUAUAGAGGGCAACAAGGAAGGAUCGUUUCUGUGGAUGGUGAAGCGUGACCCGCCGUCCUACUUCUUCGGCACCAUCCACGUGCCGUACACCCGCGUCUGGGAGCACAUCCCCAACAACACCAAGCGCGCCUUCCGCCUCAGUGACAACGUUUUCUUCGAGCUGGACCUCACAGACCCCUACACCGUGUCCGCCCUCACCACCUGCCAGCUUCUUCCCAGGGGGGAGAACCUAUCUGACGUGUUACCUGGCGAGCUGUUCACGAGACUCAAGCGACAUCUGGCCUACGUGAAGACUCAGAUGCCGCGCUGGAUCACGCAAGACCAACGCGGCCGAGGUCUUUAUGCUGACUACCUCUUCAACGCCAUUACCGGUAACUGGGAGAGGAAGCGACCAGUGUGGGUGAUGCUGAUGGUGAACAGCCUGACGGAGAGUGACAUCCGGAGCCGCGGGGUGCCGGUGCUAGACCUGUACUUGGCGCAGGAGGCGGAGCGGCUAACCAAGCAGACAGGAGCCGUGGAGCGUGUGGAGGAGCAGUGCGUGCCCCUCAACGGCCUCAACUUCUCCCAGGUUGUGUUCGCGUUGAACCACACACUGGCGCAGCAGGAGAUCCUAAGGGAGGGGGACGGGCGCCUCACCUACACAACGGACCACCUCAUCACCCACUACAACUGCGGGAACCUGGACGCUGUUAUAUUCUCGCAAGACACGACCCAGGUAGUCCCGCAUUUGGGCAACACGUCCCUGCCCCCCGUGGACGCCGCCAUCGCCACGCACAUCGACGAGUACUUCAGGGAGGAACUCAUUUAUCGCCGUAACAAGCGCAUGGGACACAGAGUCGUGGAGAUCCUGCGCGCCAACCCUGACCAGAGCUUUUUCUUCGCGUUUGGCGCUGGUCACUUUCUUGGGAACCACACGGUGCUGGAUGUGGUGCGAGCAGCGGGCCUGGCGGUGCAGCACGUGGGGCCCGAGACGAGGAUCAAGAGACACAAGCGGAAGCGAGGGGGCCACAGGGGCGGACUGGUGCCGGAACCCUCGGUGCUGAAGGACUUCACGAGCACCCUCGACGCACGCCACCAGCACGACCCUGCCUUUGCCAAGUUCCUGUCGGAGCAGACUGCGGGGGGAGGGAACAGGUGGCGCAUGGGCACCCCCACCACCACCCAACCCUUCAGGAAGCACGCCCAGUUCAACGACCUCUGGGUCAGGAUAGAUCCCGAGCCGCCGAUGUCUUAUGAUCAGCACUCGUCUGACUACCACGAGGCAACGACUAACGAGCCAGUGGACCCCCGCGACGAGGAGCUGGUGCGGGAGUCCCUCAGGGUGUGGUACGGCCUGCCCGCCGCCACACGCUCCGCCUCACCCCGCACCGCCCCUCCUGCACCCACCGUCCUGCUGCUACUGCUGCUGCUAAGUGUCCUCCUCGCGACCCGCCUGUCACUACCUCAGCCACUAAACUUCUCCUGCCGGUGAUGUCAGAGUGCCGCCCGCAGCUCCGCUCUCCUCGGCAGUACAAGUCCAGCUGCCGCCUGCCACACGCGGACUCCAGGCUGGGUUGGCGGCGCCGUCCCGUACUUUGCCGUCAGCUGCUGCCACCACUUGGAUAGCUGUCCCUAGACUGCUAACAAAUUUUAUAUGUUCAUUAGGAAAGGAGUGUUUAUAAAGUGUGUAAAAUAAGUUUUGGCUUGCUUGACGAACAGCUGUUCACAAAGAUAAUAAACAGUACAGCACACGCUUGCCAACAGAUGAGUGUGACACGCUGAUGUAAUGUCUGCGCCAGCCUAUGUCAGGACUGGGCUGCUGCCUUCGCCGGGUGUCAAGGGUGUCUGUGUCAGGAUGCCGUGCUUUGACAGGAAACGAGUGUGGGUAAUAGGUAAAGGCUACUCAUUUGUUAAUGUGACAGGAAAUACUAGAGCUAUAAAAAAAAAUAUCAUGACUUACUCUCCCAAUCUUUGGCAAGAAAAUCACGAUGGAUGCCGCUUCUUGAUUCAUCCGUCCUCUGUGUGUAAAGCAUAACCGUGUUCGCCUGAUUCGCCGUGGCCUGGUGGUUGCUUGGACCUGCAUGGCGUGAGCUGAGUAUUUAGGUGUCUUCCAAAUUUGUUGUGGAACUGAAAUAUUCGGAAAGGAACAAUCCGAUUUUUUCUCUUUUGUUUUCAUAAGAACAAUGGUCAGACUUACUAUGGUAAGCCCGUGGAUCUGUGCUUAUCAAUGAGUGCUUAUACAUUUACAUAAAACUGUGUCGCCCAACGGCUGCUGACUGCCGAAGUGCGUGCGUCCCUCAGUACAGAUCUGGCUGAUGGAUCUGAAUAAAUGGUGUGGUGAGAAGGCCAGCCGAGUGCUUCACUCUGCCAGACUUGAAGCUGUAGUCUUGGGACACUCCUCGCGAAAACCGAGAGCAAAAAUAAGAGAGAGUAUACCAGGCGCCAGGCCAGCGAAAAAAAAAAAAAAUUAUAAUAGCAAAUAGAUUAAUAAAAUAAGCAAGUCCAACUGAUGUUACUGGACGGCUGGUGUUGAUGGAAUACGUGCCAUAGGUAGUGGUGGAGGCAUGGCUGUGCUACUGCCGGGGUUGUGGCUAAACCUGGCAUGCAGUAUCCCAGCAGGUUUCCUCGCCACCCGGCAAUGAGGCGAGGUGAACUGUCAAGUGUUGGCAUUUGACUAUCUUUCCUUAUUCCCUUUCUGUUCCAUGGGGAGCCUUUCCCAUACCCCUUUGUAUGCGGUAACCACGGGCUCCGUGGCUGAAUGUAAGUGUAAAUAAAGAUCCUCGCGUCGUCCGGGCCGAGACUGUGCCGGAGCCGUAGCACCACAGGAGGCGCUGCGCUGCUCGCCAAGAAGCACUUUGGUUAAGGCUGUCUAUGUUUUUCUCGCUUCUGUGGCGCUGUCAGACGGGCGUGGGUACAGCUGUGAUGCCCCACAUUGGGGCGAGGACUGUAGGCCCGUGUUAUAUACCUCAGGACAAGCGGGGCCGCGUAAAUGUGUAUAUUUGCAUAUUCGUAAUACUAACUUAUGUGUAGACGUUUUUUCCUUUAUGCAUGAAACAUAUUUUUCUCGUGUAUUUUUUCGUGUGCUUAAUAUGGAUGAAUGUCAUAAUUUAGUUCCCACUUCAAAUGUUUUCAUAAAUAACAAAUUCUAUAAGAAUUCAUCGAUUUAGUGCCUCUGGCAGGACGAGUUUGAGGAACACAUGAUUAUGAAUAUUAAACUUGACUAAGGAAAAUAUGGGUAAUGGGGAAAAUAUAUAUACAAAAUACAAACAAAAGAGGCAUAAUAGUGCACAUGAGGUCUGUGGCGGCUCCGUCCUGCCAACGCUUCUGGGACAGCAGGCGAGAGAAGGCGUCCCUCCUGUCAGAUGAGAGACUCGUCAGUUCCAUGUUGGUCUGCCCUCGCACACCCACACAGCAGGGAGCAGUGAAGGAUGUCUGUGAUGCGUCCUCAGUGCUGAUUUGCAAAAUUAUCAUGGCUUGUCAUGUGAGAAAUAAAAGCUGGAUUAUACGUAACUUACAUAUUAAUUAAUGCCAGGGUGACAUAUUUUGUGUAAUGGUAUCCAGAAAAAUAAUGGUUCUUAUAGACUUGGUCACGCUUAUCAACUUGGUGUCUCAAAUUGAUUUUUAAUGUGAAAUAUUUCCUUGUGUGUAAUUUGAUUAGGAAAAAAAAUGUAUUAUUCUCAGUAAAAGUCAUAAUGCAU